Molecule: messenger RNA, 648 nt
Organism: Suillus subaureus
Lineage: Eukaryota; Fungi; Basidiomycota; Agaricomycetes; Boletales; Suillaceae
Exons: 3
Coding region: 154-552 (132 amino acids)
Source: RefSeq, a predicted model, not a curated record
UCAAGCUUCUUUUGGUUGGCCUUCUCUAGCUCAACCUCAAACACGGCCUUGACUCUGGCCUUAAACCCAAUUUAUAUUUCUGCCAUCUCUGUUGAAGUUUGAGUUAGCUGCUUCCUUGACAAGUACCGUUUUUACGCCGUCUGCUAAGGACCUAUGCUUCUUUGUACUUCUCUGAAUGAAUUAAAUGUCCCACACUCCAAUCCACACAUCCAACCACCCGCAGAAGAACUCGCAGAAAUGACAGUCCGCACAGAAGAAGUUGUCCGUCUCCCCGAAGCACACCGAAACGACACGCCCAUCUUCCCACUUCCCUCCUCUCCUCUCCGCAUUCACAUUCACUUCCACGCACUCGUCUCAGUGCACCCCCACUCACAUAACCUUAGCUCCAGUCUAGGAAUGAGCAUAAUGGUCAUAGACGCGCCCGAUCGGGCGCCGAAGCGGCCUUGGGAGGGUGUAGAAGAUCAAGACCGAUCGAUGGCUGAAACAGAUACGGAACUUAUAAAGGCUAAGAGAGUGCUUACGACUGAAUAUCUGAAAGGGAAUCGUUCCUGAGAAGAAUGGCGCAGAGAUAGUUGAAGUGUUUGGAGACAAGCAAGAGCCUGGGGGUGAGCCAUGUAGACGCGGAUAUCUGAGAAAGUAUCGUACAGA